Molecule: messenger RNA, 1816 nt
Organism: Apaloderma vittatum (bar-tailed trogon)
Lineage: Eukaryota; Metazoa; Chordata; Aves; Trogoniformes; Trogonidae
Gene: KIZ
Product: kizuna centrosomal protein
Exons: 13
Biological process (GO): spindle organization
Cellular component (GO): centrosome
Source: RefSeq, a predicted model, not a curated record
UGAAGCCCAAAGGCUGGAGUUAGAAAGAAGACUGAUGGCAUACAUAACGUCUGAUGCAUACCUAAAGAAACUAAGAUACACGAGGCUGAAAAAAUGCUUGAAAGAAAUAGAUGAACAACAAAAAAGAGCUCUUCUGUGAAACCAGGCCUUCUGGAAAGAGUUUGACCAAUUUGAAGCUCAUAUGAAAGCUUCAACUUCAGCGAUGAUUCAGAAGAUGGAAGCGUGGUACAGAAAAGAAAUUAAAAGCGCAUUAUCGCUUCAAGAGGGUAACUUGUCAGCAGAAGGUGACAAGGAAGAAGAAUACAGCAAGCAGGUGCCACAGGUUGGAAGACAGGCAGGAAUCGGCCUGAUGACAGCCGUGCCAAGAGGACUGUAUCACCCAGCAACAGUCUUUAUGGGGCACCGCACACCAGCUGUCUCAGCUUCUGGGGAUUUGGGCACGUGGCAGAAACCCCCCGAGCCCAUAGAGAGCUGCUUGGCACCUGACUUGCCUCCGUCCUCUCCACCACUUGAGGGGCUUGGUGCAGAGAGCAGAAGCGCUAGUUCAGAGAGCGAUGGAGCAGCGAGACGAAGGGAUCAGGCCAACAAUGAAGAAGGCUCCAAGCAGCUCAUCUCCUCAGCGCCUGACCCUAAACCAGCCACUGAGGACGAGGAACAGCUGCAGGGAAGCAUCUCAGGACCAAAGCCUUACCUGAGGACUCAUAAGAGGGUGAGCUGCGAAGGCAGCGAUGAGCUCCAAGUCCUGGGGAGCACCGAGGAGGUGAUGCUGAGCACUCCCAACGUGCUGUCAGCUGGCUGGGAGCGGGGCAGGGAUGCCUAUGCUGCAGAGGGUUCCCCACCAGAACCACCAAACCCUCCCUCCGGGCAGGAGGAGCCGUCAGGUACCCCAGCGCUGGCUGGGUACAGCGUGAUGCCGACGGGACUCUCUCUGGAUGUGGUGGCGAGGACGAGCCCCUGGCACCAGGUGCUCUACCAGGGCGAGCACAUGGGGACAGUGGAGCCGAUCAACUUUUGUAAUGGGGCCGUCGGUCUGGGAGAAGAUGACCUUGAAGCAUGUGAAGCGGUCGUCCUUCAUCAGCUUCGGGCAUUAUCACAGAGCACGCUGAAUGGCUGGCUCCCACCUGAGAAAACACUUGAUGCUGAAGGUAGAGCGGUGGCUGAAAAGCAAACCAGGCCAGAGCAGCCGCAGAACGUGGACAUGCCGUGGACUCACUUGAGCAACCACGCCUUGUUCUUGAAAAAGCACCAGGUUCAGCUCCUGGAAGAGGUGGCGACGAUGUUUGAAGGCCUGCUGGCUUCCAGCGAGGAGGUGCCGCACAACCAGGCUCUACCGGUGUUGAGGGAGGUCCUUCCAGAAGAGUGUGGGGAUAGGUCAUCUCUUCAGAGCAAUGAAUCAUCUUGCAAUCUGCCAGCGAUCCUGAGCGACGGCGGGGAAAUAAAGCAGGCAAACCAUGCUCCCCAGCUCACCGUUGCGGGAGAGCAAGUGUGUUCACAUCCCGAAGUCACAAGCUGGUGUGGAGAUGAAAGCAAGGAAGAAAACGUGGUCAAAAAGAUUCCUAUUACAGGUUGGGACAGGGGCGAUGAUAGCGCCAAAGCAAAACCAGGCCAAGAAAUGCAUCGGGAAACGAGUCCUUCCUCGACUGAAAGAAGUCCUUCUGUCUCAAGGAGUGAAACCAGGAGAAGGGGAACAGUAACUGCGAUAAAAUCCAAAGCUUUCUGGGGCGAGUCUGACGACAGCAGCUCCGAGCUUGAGGCUGCUCUGCGCCCACGAACACAAGGCACAGAAGACGAUGAAUUCGAUGACUUCUAUGAUUAA